ACUGGAUUGUGAUUGGUCGGUCAUUGUCUAGUUUGAUUGCCUGCUGUCAUUUAUACAUUUCAUCUUAUCUAUGACAGGGAGCUUAAUUUACUGGUAUUGUACUUAUUUCAAAGUGAUAUUUAAAUACAUAUAUAGUAAAGGAUCAUAUUGAAAAUCAAGGCUCUUGUUUUGGCAUUCCAUAAAGUCUGAAUUAGGGAGUAGCGUAGUGGAGGGUUUUCAUUUUAGCUAAAUUAGGUGUAAGUUUCCCGUUGUUUGGGAGACAUGGAAAAGUUGUCUGGUUUGAGCCACCUUUUCAUGACAAUCUUUCUCCACAACUUCUCUAUUUUCAUGGUGAUCCCGGCCAUCACAGAUGUCACAAUGGCUGCGCUUUGUCCCGGAGAAGAUGAAUGCUCACUUGCAAUUUACUUAUCUGGAUUUCAACAAGCGAUUAUAGGGCUGGGAACUCUCGUGAUAAUGCCUUUGGUAGGGAAUCUCUCAGAUAAGUAUGGAAGGAAAGCUUUGCUUACAGUCCCGUUGAGUUUCACCAUUAUUCCCCUAGGAAUAUUGGCUUACAGUAGGACAAGGAAUUUCUUCUACGUGUACUACGUGGUCAAGACUCUCAUUGCCAUGGUUUGUGAAGGCAGCGUCCAUUGCCUCGCCCUUGCUUAUGUGGCUGAUAAUGUUCCGGAAGCGCGAAGAGCUUCUACAUUCGGAAUCCUAUCAGGGAUUGGUUCCUCUGCUUUCGUUUGCGGAACCUUAUCGGCUCGUUUCCUUUCCACGUCCUCCACUUUCCAGGUUGCGGCUUUGGUUGCGCUGGUAGCUGCGGUGUAUAUGAGGGUUUUCCUACCGGAUUCGAUCAUAGAUGCCAAUCUAUCUGCUCCAAUAAUGACCAAGGAAAAGCUACAUGUCGCUGAAUCAGACAAAAAACCAACAAGGAAAAUGCAGAUCUUCAAAACGAUGCCUUCAUUUGACGACAUGGUGGCCUUGUUGAAGACUAGCCCCACAUUUUCUCAAGCCGCAGUUGUUGCCUUCUUUAGCAAUCUCGCGGAUGUUGGUCUUCAUGCUUCGAUGAUGUACUACCUAAAGGCUAAAUUUCACUUCAACAAGGAUCAAUUUGCUGACCUCAUGGUGAUUUCUGGAAUUGCAGGCACUAUCUCACAACUGCUUAUCAUGCCCUUAUUGGCUCCCGUUCUAGGAGAGGAGAGGCUGCUUUCAAUAGGACUCCUUUUUAGCUGUGCGCAUAUGUUUUUAUUUAGCAUCGCGUGGUCCGGCUGGGUUCCUUAUGUUGCUGCCAUGUUUUCCAUCCUUUUUGUGUUCGCACAACCAUGUAUGAGGAGCAUUGUAUCUAAACAAGUUGGAUCCUGUGAACAGGGGAAAGCUCAAGGAUGCAUUUCAGGCAUAGGGUCUUUUUCAAACGUGAUAUCUCCCUUGGUUUUCUCUCCUUUAACAGCUCUGUUUCUCUCUGAAAGGGCACCUUUUAACUUUCCUGGCUUUAGUCUUAUGUGCUGCGGAUUUGCUACGAUGAUAGCUUUUAUUCAGAGUAUGAUGAUAACAGCGAUUCCUAUCACUAGUCAUCGAAACAGCAAUUGCAAUCACAUGGAGCCCUAGUUUUGUAUGAUUUGGAAGCAUUAAUUCAAAUUAUUGUUUGUCUGGCCAUAAGCUGGCUCUAGUAUAAGGAUGAAUUUCUUCAGAUUUGCCUUCUGCGGCAAAAGAAAUUUGAUGCCAGGGCCCAAUUCUCAUAUUUUGAGUUUCCAGAAAUAUGUCUUAUUUUUCAAAAUUGGUGGUUAGUAGUAGGUUAGAAAAAGGGUUGUAACAAAAAAGGGAAAUGGAACAUCUUUGAUUUUUGUGGUCUAUGCAAUCGAGUCAAUGGAAACCUCAUAAGAGCAACUGAAUCUUUUUAUUUAUUUAUAUCAGUUAAUUAAUAUUA
Messenger RNA from Ziziphus jujuba (common jujube), 1906 nucleotides. RefSeq lists its product as uncharacterized. Lineage: Eukaryota; Viridiplantae; Streptophyta; Magnoliopsida; Rosales; Rhamnaceae. The record is from RefSeq and is a predicted model, not a curated record. Gene Ontology annotation, molecular function: transmembrane transporter activity. Gene Ontology annotation, biological process: transmembrane transport. The transcript is spliced from 14 exons. The coding region runs from base 262 to 1587 and encodes 441 amino acids.